Messenger RNA from Pocillopora verrucosa, 3291 nucleotides. Its product is annotated as protein Wnt-4. Lineage: Eukaryota; Metazoa; Cnidaria; Anthozoa; Scleractinia; Pocilloporidae. The record is from RefSeq and is a predicted model, not a curated record. Gene Ontology annotation, biological process: canonical Wnt signaling pathway; neuron differentiation; multicellular organism development. Gene Ontology annotation, molecular function: frizzled binding; cytokine activity. Gene Ontology annotation, cellular component: extracellular region.
AUUGUUGUGUUAUAGAUGAAACUUUUUACGGAAAAAAUUUUAAGCCCUGCCGGACGAAAUUCCAAGAUAUAGUUGGAUUGUGGCACUGGUUUGGACGUCCCGCUGUCAGACUGAUUGUUUUGCUAGGCAAGACUGCACACUUUAUUUGAAAGUCUGCUCAACUCACGAUCAUACAGCAAAUUCCUCACAGCAGGCUUUGAAACCACAGGCACAAGGUGCAGACCGAAAUUUUGCGCCAGUGCUUCAACUGCGGUCGCCCACAGAAGCAGCGGUGUAACAGCUCAAUAGCUCUCCAGACAAACUGCUUUUUUCCUGUUAAAUCCUUAUCGUUUCCUGACCGUUUUUUCACCUCUUAUCAGGAUAUCUACACCGAUCACAAGGCUUGAUUGGUAGUGGACUUGAAGGUUGCACGCAGUUCGUAGGUCUCAAGUUUGUUAUUUGCGUGGACUGAACUGGCCCGUGACGGCAACAACAGCAUGAACAUUCUGUUUCGUAUCGCAGCAGUAUUGUUACUUCUAAGCAUACUCGCAGAGAAGCUUCACGGAAUACGCUGGUUAGCCAUAAAAAUACCGUCAGAUGUUGAAUGGCAGAAAACGAAUUGCAGCAAAGUACACGGCUUCAUUGGCGAGCAGUAUAAAAUUUGUCGAAGAAGCUUGCCCAUCAUGAGAUAUGUCUCUGAGGCUGCGGAGAUGACUAAGACAGAGUGCAAAUCGCAGUUACAGAACAGAAGAUGGAAUUGCACAACCAUCUCACAGGCUCCUUCGUUUUACAACGAUCUCAAGAGAGGAACCAAAGAAUCUGCGUUUGUGUACGCGUUAUCUUCGGCCGCUGUAGUUUAUAGCGUGACUCAAGCCUGUAGUAUUGGACGAUUGAAGGAACAUUGUGGCUGUGGAAGAACGCCGAAGACGAAACUAGAAAAUAAAGACUGGAUUUGGGGCGGGUGCAGUGACAAUAUCGCGUACGGAGUGCGAUUUAGCAAGAAGUUUACGGACGCCGUGGAGAAGAAAAGAAUGGAAGGGCAAGAACCCUCAGCGACCAGCCGAGCCUUGAUGAACAUACAAAAUAACGAAGCGGGAAGAACGGCUGUGAGAGAUAAAUUGGCGAUUAUCUGUAGAUGCCAUGGAGUGUCUGGCUCGUGCCAGAAGAAAACAUGCUUCAGGCGGCUGAGUGAGUUCAAAGAUGUUGCCACGCUUCUCAAGAAAAAGUACGAUAACAUUAUUACUGUCGUUAGCAGGACCAGAGGCCGCCAGAAUCAUUACCUAAGAGCGAAGAGGGGGAAAAAAUACAACAGCCGAGAUCUUAUUGCUUUGCACCCAUCUCCUAAUUACUGCCUCGCGUCCCGAGCCCGGGGGACUUAUGGAACGGUCGGAAGAGAAUGCAAUCCCGCUACCACUGGGAAGGGAAGCUGCGCUUACAUGUGUUGUGGGCGUGGUCAUCGCACGUUUAAACGGGUGAUUGAGGAGCGCUGUGAAUGCGAGUACGUAUGGUGCUGCUAUGUAAGGUGCAAUAAGUGCAAGAGAACUAUUGUUGUCAGCACGUGUAAAUGAGAAGACACUGAACAACUCAAGAGCUUAACCCUGUAAAAAAAAAAAACUGCAACAAUUUAAAAUUAUGGAGUUUUUCAUAGAUCCCGAAAAUAUUUUAGAGGGAUUUAGAUUUAGAAUUCCACAAGCAAGACAAGUGUAAAAAGAGUAGCCUAGAUGAAUUAUAGAGAAUUUGUUUGGUUCACGGAGAUUUUAUGGCACACGAGACCAUAUCUGUUAGCGAGUGUCUCAUCUUCUAAAUAUGCAGGUGAAGAAUGAUUUCUUCACUGAGAGAACAGCAGCUUUGUCUCACAAGCUGCAUUACCCGGAAGAAGGUCCACAGGCCCACCAUCCACGAUCCACCGGUAUUUUGAACUCGAACCACAGGGAUCCGUAGCGUCCGGGGUUUUUUUGUAAGCUGCAUCACGAGUGAUAAUACACCUUAAGGAAAAUAAUUUAACCAAAGAUUGUAAAUGAAGAGUAAAUACACAGAUAUACUUCGCAGAUCGUGCUUCAUGUAGAUGAUAAGCGAUGGGUCCUAACCCAAAACGUGGGCUUCUUUGUUACUACGUAACAUGCAUAGUUUUCCGCGCUUUUUAAAGUCGAUUCUUUACCUUUUAAUUACGAUUAGUAAGUGGCGUAUUCUGGCCUUGCCAGUGAUCCAACAGAGCUGCAGGUAGAGAGGUUAAAUAAGCAUUAUGAGCGAAUGUUAUCCUUUAUUAUCAUAAGGCAAUAAGGUAAAUGCGAGCGUCCUAAUUGGCUCUUACUCGGUCGGUAUGUUGACAUACGCACCGGAAACGGUGCGUAUGGCACGUAUGGUGCGUAGGACGGUUUUGUUCGCGAAAGCCGGCAAAUUCAAAGACUACAUGUUUGGUCCGAGGCCAUUUAAAAAAAGAAUAAUAAUUACCUACCUCGCUUCCUCGAGCCCUACUUGUAAAUAUUGGCCCUCUGUCGUUUUUUUACGGACCUUUCAUCGUUCAGUCCUUACUGUCACGACUUCGGGCCAAUAUUCCCCAGUAUGGCCCUCACGCUCCGUUGGUAGUAAGUUACUAAAGCUCUCGUCAUUAUUUGUCCUUCGAAAUCGCAAUUCAUUACAAAUGAUUCUCUGAUUAAACAAUGAAUCAUCUAGAAACAAGUUUGGUUCCAUCAGGGAAAAGAAACAUGAAGAUUUCACUUUUACAACCAAUAACUGGCACCGAAGUGUGAUCAUUCGAAGUUCAAACAAUAAAUAUCAAGAAGAGAGUAAUAUUUCAGCUGCCACACAUUGAAUAAGGAUGUAAUGGACUGGAUUAUCAUUUCUGGACUGUUCACUCUCGGUGUAAUUUAGUCAGUUUCAUUCUUCUAUUAGCAUUGUAGUGGCUCUUACUUAAAUUUGCUUUAGCGUGAUUGGUCAGGAAAAACUUGUGUCAUUGACUUGACCAAUCAACUGCUAAAUCAGAACCAAUCACAACCUGGUCACGUGGGUUUUCCCGCCGUGAUGUACAUAGACUUCCAAAUUUCAUUGGCUAGUUUUGUGCCUUGCUUUUUCAGUGAUUGGUUCCGAUUUGUGGAGUUCUUUUGAACACCUAAUUACGAGCUCCGUGUUUGAAAUAGCAAAGAGUAAUUGUUAGCAAUGUACGAUGAUAUUAGUGAGAGACAAGUCUUGUUAGUAUUAGCUCACUCAAUUUUAUUAAACUUAUUUAUUGAAAACCAGCUAUUUACUGUACACGCUUAUGAUAGGCACAGGGUUACUUACUAGUAAUAAAGAUGAUAAAUAGUUUCUUCUGAA